Molecule: messenger RNA, 1352 nt
Organism: Erigeron canadensis
Lineage: Eukaryota; Viridiplantae; Streptophyta; Magnoliopsida; Asterales; Asteraceae
Product: protein PIN-LIKES 3-like
Exons: 10
Coding region: 48-1229 (393 amino acids)
Biological process (GO): endoplasmic reticulum to cytosol auxin transport
Cellular component (GO): membrane
Source: RefSeq, a predicted model, not a curated record
UUUGUUCUUUGUUCGUCACAAAUCAGAGGUUAGUUUGAGAGAUUGAGAUGGGGUUAGUGGAUCUGUUUUCUGUUGCUUCUAUGCCCGUGCUCAAAGUACUCAUAGUAACCGGGCUUGGCUCAUUUCUUGCCUUGGAUUCUAUUGAUAUCUUGGGACCAAUUACAAGAAAGCUAGUCAAUAAUAUUGUAUUCUUUGUGUUUAGUCCAGCACUCGUAGGCAGUAAUCUUGCUAAAACCGUCACUCUCGAAAGUAUCAUUUCAAUGUGGUUUAUGCCUGUCAAUAUUCUUCUAACAUACAUACUUGGGUCGGUACUUGGAUGGAUGCUUUUGAUCGUCGUUAAACCUCCUCAACAUCUAAAAGGCCUAAUAAUAGGUGCCUGUUCUGCAGGAAACUUAGGAAACUUGCCAUUGAUUAUAAUACCAAGUGUAUGCAAAGAAAAAGGCAGUCCCUUUGGUGAUCCUGAUGCUUGUCAACAGAAUGGCAUGGCUUAUGCUUCGGUAUCAUUAGCAAUUGGAGCGGUAUUUGUGUGGACUUAUGUUUACAACUUAGUACGUGUUUUCUCAAGUCAAUCACAAGAUUCUGGUCACGAUGGAGCGCAGUCAAUCCCAAGUGGUUUCACAGAUAGUUUGCUUACUCCAUCUUCAUCUACUGUUACGAUGAAGGGAAAACUGAAGGUGAUGUUACAUACAAUGAAGCAACAAUUGGAGAACUUAUCAAGACACGUUAACUUGAAGGCAGUGUUUGCACCAUCAACCACAGCAGCGAUUAUGGGCUUUCUCAUUGGAACAAUCUCGCCAGUUCGAAGCCUACUAGUAGGCACCACCGCUCCUCUUCGUGUGAUCCAAGAUUCGGCAUCCUUAAUAGGGGACGCAGCGAUCCCUACUAUGACACUGAUUGUAGGUGGUAACCUCUUAAGAGGUCUUGAAGGAUCUGGUGUCUCGUUACCCCUUGUCCUUGGAAUCGUAGUAGUUAAGUUAGUUUUCUUGCCAUUUCUCGGCAUUUUGAUAGUCAAAGGAGCGGUUUACAUUGGCUUAGUACACGCAGAUCCUCUUUAUCUUUUCGUUCUUCUGCUACAGUUUGCACUUCCACCCGCCAUGAACAUUGGUACUAUAACACAGUUAUUUGGAGCUGGUGAGAGUGAAUGUUCGGUGAUAAUGUUAUGGGCUUAUGGUUUGGCAUCGAUAUCACUUACUCUUUGGUCAAUGUUAUUCAUGUGGCUUGUAGCAUGAUCAUUUUGUUUGGCUCUAUAUAUCUGUUAGAUAGUGAGUCAUAGAAUUCUUUGUUCAUUGAAUUGUCAUUGUUCACUGUUUAAUCUUUUGACCAUGUACUUCAAUAUAUCACAAAGUUCCACA